GGGACCACAUCCCACCUUCCACCAUGGAGCUGAAUGAGACAUCCCCACCUCCCACAUCUGCCGUGACGGACACCAAAGAAGACAAACAGUGCGGGAUAGAGAUCGCUGACAUGGCCAUAGAUGGUGUCACCCUGCUCAUUGGCCUCUGUGGGCUGGUGGGGAAUGGGGCUGUCCUCUGGCUCCUCGGCUUCCACAUCCGCAGGAACCCCAUCACCGUCUACAUCCUCAACCUGGCCGUAGCUGAUUUCACCUUCCUCCUCUUCGUCAUCACCUUAUCCCUCCUCUACAUGGUGAACAAUGCCUCCUGCCCCACUGUCGUGUCCCUGAGGUACCUGAGGCCGUUCCUCCUGCUGUCACUGUUCUCCCACAACAUGGGGCUGUACCUGCUGACGACCAUCAGCAUCGAGAGGUGUGGGUCCAUCCUCUGCCCGCUCUGGUACCGCUGCCACCGCCCCCAGCACCUGUCAGGGGUGAUGUGUGCCCUGCUCUGGGUCCUCUCUGUCGCUGUCAUUGCCACGGUGACUUCCCUGUGCCUCUUGGAUGAGCACGAGCCCUGCCAGAUGUCUCUCAUCUCCAUGUUUGUCCUCAACUUCCUCAUCUUUGCCCCACCCAUGGUCAUCUCCAACGUGAUCCUGUUCAUUAAGGUCCACUGUGGCUCCAAGAGACGUCAACCUAAGAGGCUCUACAUCGUUAUCUUCCUCACUGUCCUCUUCUUCCUCAUCUUUGGGGUUCCUCUCAGCCUCUUGCAUCUCCUGCAGCAGCUCGGCUACACUGUGUCCGCCCAGGUUGCUUUCCUUCUUGCCUGCAUCAACAGCAGCAUCAACCCCUUCAUCUACUUCCUGGUAGGGAGCUGCAGGAGGCGCUGUUCUCUGGUGUCCCUCCAGGUCGCCUUCCGGAGGGUCUUUGAGGAGACGGCGGUCACCACGGUCUCCAGCUAAGAGGCCACUGCCGUCCCUCUGGCUGUGCUGCCCACCCAGGCUUUACGCUCAGCUGCCCACCCUUGCUCCCAGCCAGGCCCCUGCAGGUCACCUCCGCGCAGCUGUGUGUCGGGAUGGAUCCCUUAUCCCAUCUCCACUCCGUCCCGAUCCAUGUUGUGUCCGUCCCCAUCUCAUCCUCAACCCCAUCCCUGUCCCAUCCCAUCCUGUCCCGUUCCGUCCCGGUCCCGCUCCGCCCCGCAGGACUCCCGGCCGGCGGCCGCUCCCCGGCUCCGAGCGCGGCCCGUCGGGCUCUGCUGCCCUCCAGCGAGGGGAGACGGCACGGGCGGCAUCCACACACCUGCGACACCCUCCAGACCCCCUCCGACACCCUCCUGACCCCCUCAGACACCCUCUGACAACCUCUAGACACCUUCCAACACCGUCGUGGCACACUCCAGACCCCCUCCUGGCACCCCCCAAACCGCCUCGACAGCCUCCAGACGCCUUCCUGACACCGUCCAGACCUCCACAAGACCCUCCAGACCCCCCCUCCCGGGGUCGCCUUCCCCCCAGGCGGUGCCCGACAGCCCCACUCCUGCCCCGCUGACCCGGGACCCCCGGGA
This is a messenger RNA of Pseudopipra pipra, 1540 nucleotides long. Its product is annotated as mas-related G-protein coupled receptor member H-like. Gene Ontology annotation, molecular function: G protein-coupled receptor activity. The transcript has a single exon. Gene Ontology annotation, cellular component: membrane. The record is from RefSeq and is a predicted model, not a curated record. Lineage: Eukaryota; Metazoa; Chordata; Aves; Passeriformes; Pipridae. Gene Ontology annotation, biological process: G protein-coupled receptor signaling pathway. Bases 24 to 938 code for a protein of 304 amino acids.